CGCGGCCGGCCCAGCCUUGCCCUGCCCGCGGCCCCGGCCCCGGCCCCGGCCCCGCACUGGGACACAUGGAAGCCACCUGCCCACUAGCCGAGGAUCGGCUAAGCCCUGGGACUGAUGCUUGCCCACGCUGCUGAGAAUGGCACGGUCGCCCAACCAGGCACCAGGACAAAGGUGAACCCAGGACACUCCUGGACAGCGAUCCCGAUGUCUGUUCUGAGCUGCGCACUGAAGGGUGUGAUAACUGGCUCCCGUGGGCGCCAUGGCUUCCGUGGAGCCCCUGACGGCGCUGUCCCGCUGGUACCUGUACGCCAUCCACGGCUACUUCUGCGAGGUGAUGUUCACGGCGGCCUGGGAGUUCGUGGUGAACUUUAACUGGAAGUUCCCGGGGGUCACGAGCGUGUGGGCGCUCUUCAUCUACGGCACCUCCAUCCUGAUCGUGGAGCGCAUGUACCUGCGCCUGCGGGCCCGCUGCCCGCUGCUGGUGCGCUGCCUCAUCUACACGCUCUGGACCUACCUGUGGGAGUUCACCACCGGCUUCAUCCUGCGCCAGUUCAACGCCUGCCCCUGGGACUACUCCCAGUUCGACUUUGACUUCAUGGGCCUCAUCACCCUGGAGUACGCCGUGCCCUGGUUCUGCGGGGCCCUCAUCAUGGAGCAGUUCAUCAUCCGGAACACCCUCCGCCUCCGCUUCGACAAGGACGCGGAGCCGGGGGAGCCCGGGGGCCCCCUGGCCCUGGCCAACGGCCACAUCAAAACUGACUGAGUGGGGGACUCGUGGGGGAACGGCUGGGGUCUCUCAUGGACCCUGUGGAGGAAAGUACGAAGCUGGUGGAGUUGCCCCCUCUGUACAGCACAAACCCUGCCUCACCCUGGUCUCAGCCCUGCGGGUGCACACAGCCCCAGCCCGGCCUCAGCCCUGCGGGGCGCACACAGCC
This is a messenger RNA of Eptesicus fuscus (big brown bat), 935 nucleotides long. It is a transcript of the gene TMEM229B, whose product is annotated as transmembrane protein 229B. The record is from RefSeq and is a predicted model, not a curated record. Bases 260 to 763 code for a protein of 167 amino acids. NCBI's taxonomy places the organism in Eukaryota, Metazoa, Chordata, Mammalia, Chiroptera, Vespertilionidae. The transcript has 3 exons.